Messenger RNA from Scatophagus argus, 3518 nucleotides. It is a transcript of the gene znf653, whose product is annotated as zinc finger protein 653. NCBI's taxonomy places the organism in Eukaryota, Metazoa, Chordata, Actinopteri, Scatophagidae. Gene Ontology annotation, biological process: regulation of transcription by RNA polymerase II. Gene Ontology annotation, cellular component: nucleus. Gene Ontology annotation, molecular function: transcription coregulator activity. The coding region runs from base 1 to 2055 and encodes 684 amino acids. The transcript is spliced from 10 exons. The record is from RefSeq and is a predicted model, not a curated record.
AUGAGCAGAAAAUGUGUCUGUAUCAGUGCUUCCUGUUUAAUCCGACAACUUCCGGGAUGUCGGAUAAUCACAACAUCAGCUGCUGUGUUCAAGAUGGCGCAGACCCUAACAGAGUUGGAAGUUGCCCUGGACGCCGACCAAGCUGGGGACCAAGGAAGAGGUGUUUUGAGGCGUUGCAGAGGACGACCCAGACUCACAGAUUCCGACCGAGCUCAGAGGCGUCUUGAAUCCCGGAAGAAGUACGAUGUGAGGAGAGUGUACCUGGGAGAGUCGCACAAGCUGUGGAGUGAGCUCCGCAGGCGGACCAGCCUGAGCGAUGCUGGACUGGCAGAGUAUCUUAUCCUGCUCAAUUCCACGUAUGGAGAAAAAUACCAGCAGAAGUACUGCGGGAACAAGAUUACUGCAGAUGUUUCAGUAAAACAGAAAAAAGCUGAUCUCUGUUGUUUCCCAGGCAGGAAGGAGCGUGUCUCCAGCCUCAAGAGCCUGGUGUGUUGGUACCAGGAGCACUCCCACUCCUGCCCACAUGAGCCUCAGCUCAGAGCCCUGGAGCCCCAGCUCAACUUCUCCACCUCUGCCAUCUGGCAGUGUGACUCAAACCACUCAUUUGUGCAAUACCUUUUCUCACCCCCGAGGGAGGCAAGUGACUCUGAACAUGAAGCUGAAGUGAAUGGAGAAGGAGAUGGAGAGAAUGCUGCGAAAGCAGACGUGCCUGUGGCUAAAGGUGUGGUGAGCAGGAAGAGGAGGAAGGAGUCUCACAAGCAGUUCCAAGAUGUGGAAGAAAACUUGGAUGUUUCUGAGGUACAACAUACCAACAUGAGCCACACAGAACAGACUGCAGCUCCAAACCAGCCCUGCAUAGAGGCCUCUUCCAAGGGUGUUCCCCUGACAGGACAGCCUGUCUGGGAGAUGGAGAUGGUCAUGGAGCGACAGCAAGGCUCCGCCCCUGCAGCAUUUACCUCCAUCCCCACGGAGGAGGAGACUGAGGAGACUGAGGAUGUGAGGAGAGACAGAAACAGGGGAGAGGAGGAGAUCAGGACUGUACCACAUGGUUACGACUGUGUUACUGUGACAGCGUCCUUAGCUGAUAAACUGGAGAAGACAAACGAGGACUCGGUGUUGUCACAGAGCUUGAGUGGCUCAGUCCCGCUGGGAGCUCAGCCGGAGCUGUCAGUCCCGCCGCCCAUGCAAGAGCAGAGCGAACUGUUUGAACCUCAGUCUCUGCAGACAGUAGUGACCAGCUGCGAGAUCCCUGACCAGAGGAACACUUUGGAAGGCUCACAGUUAAUUAUCAUCACUGGCCCCAGCUACGAGGCGCUGGCCUCAGAGGGAAUCCAGCUCAACAUGGGCAGCGCAAACGUGGAGGAAGUCACCUGCACUGUCAUUGGGGGUGUCACCUACAACCAGGUUUGCGCAUCAGACUCAAAACUCAGAACAGCAGAGGACGAAGACUCCAUAACAGGUUUGAGUGACAAACAGCUGCUGCAGCCCUCUGUUCAUGCUUUGGAGCUGGGUAGUGACAGAGAGCUGCAUCGGAGUCUCAGCAGCGUCAGGUCAAAGAGAAACAGGCGAGGCCCCGUCAUCGAGGCAGAUGGGAUGCUCAAGAUGUUUCACUGUCCGUAUGAGGGCUGCAGUCAGGUCUAUGUAGCCAUUAGCAGCUUUCAGAAUCACGUCAACCUCGUUCACAGGAAGGGAAGGACCAAGGUCUGCCCCCAUCCAGGCUGUGGGAAAAAGUUCUACCUGUCAAACCACCUGCAUCGCCACAUGAUCAUCCAUUCAGGGGUCAGAGAUUUCAUCUGCGAGACAUGUGGAAAAUCUUUCAAACGUAAGAAUCACUUGGAGGUUCACCGGCGGACUCACACGGGAGAAACACCACUCCAAUGUGAAAUCUGUGGCUACCAGUGUCGUCAGCGUGCGUCCCUGAACUGGCACAUGAAGAAACACACUCCCGAGGCUCACUACAACUACACCUGCGAGUUCUGUGAGAAGAGGUUCGAGAAGCUGGACAGUGUUAAAUUCCACAAGCUGAAGAGUCACCCUGACAAGCAGGCAACCUGACAUGUUUAGACACUGGUGACAGGAGAAACAACAAGUACAGCUUGUGUCUGGACAACCAAAGGGUAGGCUUCCAGUAAAGUGAGUUCAUCUCGCCUCUCAUGUCCAAGACGAUAUGAACCUGUGAACACACAAGCAGUGGAUGAAGGCAAAAGUGGGCCAGCCAAACAGCUGUGCAGGCCACAAGCUGUUUUACACUACAGGGCCCAAACAUGGGAAAAGCUUCAUCGACUGGUGACUGGUGAUGUCCUGUUGACGGUCUGCUGUACGCCUCCCUCAGCUCAUAGUCUUAAAGGCGUACUGUGCAGGAUUUCUCUGUUGCUGUUUGUAAACACACCAUUGAAAGUUAGCCCCUCCUCCCCGGGUCCAUGAGAUGGAGCAAUGUGGUCAGUAUGUUUUUAUAGAGUCCUGAUCUUGCAUCUUGCACUGGUGGGGGUUGACACAUCCACCAGCCAGAGGUUGAUGCCCAGAAUUGUCACAGUAAAGUACAAAGAAAAUAAGAAAAUACAGGCAGAGCAAAAAAAUCUGACCGAGCAGCUACUGUUAAGCAGAAUGUUAGAACAAAUUAACAGUCUGAUCAUACAUACACCUGAUAUAGUAAAUACUUGGAUGAAUGAGCUCUUGCGCUGCAAUACAAAGACAGCGCUGUUUAUUUCCAUAUCUUCUGUAUGGAACACCGACUGGUGAGGAUGAUGGCUUUUUGCCUGGGAUGUGUAGCUUCAGCCUUCAGUCUUUUCACAUGUGUUACCAUCACAUUCAUGUGAAACUUUUACUGGGUUCUUUUUUGAGUCCCUUUGAGACAUUCAAAAGCGUAGCGCUCAUGUAGCUCAUGUUAGCUUAGCUAGCUAGUUAUGGCUGAUAAAAUCUUCCAGCUACAGUUGUCAUUUCCGCCAGCUAGAAAUGAGAUGCCUGCUUAUUUAUUCCUGUAUCUAAAAGCAAAUAACCCAUUGUUUCAAAGAUUACUUGGGGUGGGGGCGUUAGCGAAUGGUGAGUAACAUGAGUCAUAAAAAAUAUUUCCCAUUGAAGUAAAAAAAUGUAGGCCUUGCAAAGUGUUCUGCAGUGAUGUUAAGAUGAACACGUUAUUUGUUUGGUUUUAAAACAUGCAAAACACUAUUAUGAUCCAAUACAGAUUAUGUACAGUUUAAAUAUAGUUGACUGGUCCAUUAAUACGCCAUCAUGAGUGAUGUUACGUCUCUCCAUUUCAGUCACUCUGAAGAUGAGCAUCUGUUGUGUGGGCCAGCCAGUCUUGAUCUUUUUUUUUUUCUCCAUCCUCCCAGUGUCCUGACUCACAGGCACCAGUGAGAAAUCCUGUGAGUUUAAUGUGACAGUUUCUCAGGAAAGUUCACCUCAGUCCUCUUGCGUUCAUUUCUUGUGUCGUAUUUGUGUUAUAGCUUCGAAGCAAAUGCACUUUUUCUGUGUCCUGUCAGUUUAGUUAACUGAUGAAUCACUAAAAUACGUGAACAUGA